Messenger RNA from Saccostrea cuccullata (small rock oyster), 2397 nucleotides. RefSeq lists its product as uncharacterized. Gene Ontology annotation, biological process: DNA integration. The coding region runs from base 1 to 2397 and encodes 798 amino acids. Gene Ontology annotation, molecular function: nucleic acid binding; zinc ion binding. The record is from RefSeq and is a predicted model, not a curated record. The transcript is spliced from 5 exons. Lineage: Eukaryota; Metazoa; Mollusca; Bivalvia; Ostreida; Ostreidae.
AUGUGGUUACACAAUGGUUUGGUGCUGUCGGCGGUGGCAACCUGGGCGACUACACGAGGGCGUGGUACGCUAGACCAAGGCAGUGUGUGGGGAAACGUGGUUUCCUGGAUUUGUCAGCACUGCAGACGCUUAAGACGCUUUGGAUUGGCGUGGGACGUCGAGGACGUCGGGGCAUUCAGUGCAAGGGCAGGAGAGACGUUCAGAGAAAAGCUAAGGGACCCUGAGAGGAGAGGACGUUACCAUGAAUUAUUGGUUUAUUUACUGGCGAUUUUUGAGAUGGAUUUGUUAAAAGAGCUGACUGCAUAUGGUCAAAGUUUGGAGUUGACGGGAGCGGAUCUUCAGAGGUUUAUCCGUGAACAGCAGGCACAUCUGCGAGAACUCAGAGUUGAGCAAAGAGAGAGACAAAAGGAGGACAGAGACUAUGAAUUGAAGAGGGAAGCGUUGGAAUUGAGUUUGAAAGAGACAGAAUCUAAAGGUGCUAAGUCAGUCAUAUCUGAUGGUUCAUUAGCAAAGUUUCCUAAAAUGCCAUACUUUGAUGAGGUUAAAGAUGACAUAGACUCUUUUCUUAGACGAUUUGAAAGAUACGCUAUAGCACAGAAGUGGAACGAAGGAAUGUGGGCCGUGAACUUAAGCGCAUUACUUAAAGGACGAGCUCUUGAUGUCUAUGCCCUACUUCCACAAGAAAAGGCUCUGGAUUAUGCAGUCCUUAAAACAACUUUGCUGAGGAGGUUUGAGAAAACAGAGGACGGUUUUCGAGAAUAUAGCAAAAAGGAAACGAUAUUUGAAAACAGAAAUCCAGUUGCAGCAAGAGAUCAACGCAACCAGAAGGAGCAAGUGCCGCCGAAGACUAAUGGUCAGUCCUUUUCACAAAAGAAGAAGACAGGGAAGGAUAUUCGAUGCUACAAAUGUUCCAGGCUAGGACAUAUAGCCUCGCAGUGUAAACAGUCAUCAAGUAAGAAUCAAAGCUUCGCGGUGAAAGCGGAUGCUUCAAGUGAGUCAGGAAGCAAUUUGAAGGAAACCACAGAUUCAGGCAAGUGCUCUGCUUUUACAUCUAUAACAUCAACUUCAACAUUUUCAAUGGCAAAUUCGUCAGACUUAUUAACUACAUCAGCUUGCAGUGUAGCUAAUUUCUCAGAUCAGAUGCCUGUUUGUGUUGGUGAAAUUAAUGAUCAGUCUGUUCAAGUACUUAGAGACACGGGAUGCAAUGGUGUAAUAGUGCGUAGGAGUCUUGUUAAUGAUGAUCAACUUACUGGAGACCAUCAAGUGUGUGUUUUGGCAGACGGAUCCAAAAUUGAAACCCCUAUCGCAAAGGUGAAUGUUGACACUCCGUAUUUCGUAGGAGAAGUGAAUGCGUGGUGCCUACAUGCUCCAUUAUAUCCUUUGACUAUCGGAAAAAUUCCGCAUGCUAGAGAUCCUCACGAUCUGAACAAGGACUGGAAGCCUAGUGCUGUGAAUGCUGUAGUGACUAGACAACAGAAACGCAUGGAAAGUAAGAAGAUAAAACCUCUUUCUGUUCCAGAAAUAAUAGGAUCUGAAGUUUGUCCAGAGGAUAUGUUAAAAGCACAGGAAGAAGACGAGACGCUGAAGAAUCUUAGAGCUUUGGUUGGAAAGGAAACCAACGGCAACAGAGUAAAGUACAUUUUGAAGAAAGGUAUGCUGUUUCGAGUUUUUCAGUCAGAGAAAGUCGAGAAUGGUAAGCAGUUUACUCAACUAGUUGUCCCUAAGAAGUACAGAAUGAAAGUUUUAUCACUUGCACAUGAGUCUUUAAUGGCAGGUCAUUCAGCUACGUCCAGGACAAUUGAUAAAGUGCUAGCUGAGUUUUAUUCGCCAGGAGUCCAGGCUGACACAAGACGGUUUUGUCGAUCAUGCGACAUAUGUCAUAGGACUACUCCUAAAGGUAGGACAACUAAGGUUCCAAUGAGUGUUAUGCCGAUCAUAGAUGAGCCAUUCAGACGCGUAGCAGUUGAUCUGGUAGGACCAAUACAGCCAAUGACAGAUAACGGUAAUCGUUAUAUUUUAACUUUAGUUGACUUUUCAACACGCUAUCCAGAAGGGGUUGCACUCAUAGGUAUAGAAACUGAAAGAGUAGCUGAGGCUUUAGUAGAUAUAUUUUGCAGAAUCGGAGUUCUGAAAGAGAUGCUGCUGACAGACAUGGGGACACAGUUUACUUCGGAGUUGAUGGGUGAAGUAAGUCGUUUACUUUCGAUGAAACAGUUAUCCACGACACCCUAUCACCCGAUGUGUAACGGCUUGGUGGAGAGAUUUAAUGGUACCCUAAAGCAGGAUUCUUCGACGACUGUGUUCAGAGCGGCCAAAAGACUGGGACAAAUACCUGUCAACAGCACUUUUUGCGUAUCGAGAUGCCCCACAGGAGAGUUUGGGAUUUUCGCCAUUUGA